Molecule: messenger RNA, 4283 nt
Organism: Pterocles gutturalis (yellow-throated sandgrouse)
Lineage: Eukaryota; Metazoa; Chordata; Aves; Pterocliformes; Pteroclidae
Gene: CLASP2
Product: cytoplasmic linker associated protein 2
Exons: 34
Coding region: 144-4043 (1299 amino acids)
Biological process (GO): mitotic spindle assembly
Cellular component (GO): microtubule organizing center; spindle microtubule; cytoplasmic microtubule
Molecular function (GO): microtubule binding
Source: RefSeq, a predicted model, not a curated record
GGCACAAAUCUCAGCGGUGGAUCUAGGGUGUUCACCAUCAGUUUUUGAUAGAAUCUUUGAUUAGGAUGGAGAAUUGACUGCGUGUGGCCAUGUGAUGUGCUGGGUCUGUCCUAGGGUGAGGGGAUUGAAGAGCUUUCAGAGGAAUGAGGCGGCUGAUCUGCAAGAGGAUCUGUGAUUACAAAAGCUUUGAUGAUGAAGAGUCGGUGGAUGGAAAUAGGCCAUCAUCAGCUGGUUCAGCCUUCAAGGUUCCAGCACCUAAAAAACCAGGAAAUCCUUCAAACAGUGCAAGAAAGCCAGGAUCAGCUGGUGGGCCUAAGGUUGGAGGUUCCUCUAAAGAGGGAGGAGCUGGAGCUGUGGAUGAGGAUGACUUUUUUAAGGCAUUUACAGAUGUUCCUACUGUACAGAUCUAUUCUAGUCGAGAACUUGAAGAAACGUUGAACAAAAUCAGGGAAAUUCUCUCAGAUGACAAACAUGAUUGGGAUCAACGAACUAAUGCGCUGAAGAAAGUUCGGUCAUUACUUGUUGCUGGAGCUGCACAGUAUGAUGGAUUUUUCCAGCAUUUACGGUUGUUGGAUGGAGCUUUCAAGCUGUCGGCCAAGGAUCUCAGAUCGCAGGUGGUUAGAGAAGCAUGCAUUACCGUAGCCCAUCUUUCAACUGUUUUGGGAAACAAGUUUGAUCAUGGCGCUGAAGCUAUUGUGCCUACUCUUUUUAAUCUGGUUCCCAACAGCGCCAAAGUGAUGGCGACUUCUGGGUGCGCAGCCAUUAGAUUCAUUAUUCGGCAUACCCAUGUGCCACGACUGAUACCUUUAAUAACAAGCAACUGUACCUCAAAAUCAGUCGCAGUUAGAAGGCGCUCCUUUGAAUUUUUAGACCUGUUGUUACAAGAGUGGCAAACACAUUCAUUGGAAAGGCAUGCAGCUGUCUUGGUUGAAACGAUCAAGAAGGGCAUUCAUGAUGCUGAUGCAGAAGCAAGAGUGGAGGCAAGAAAGGCUUAUCUGGGUCUUAGAAAUCACUUUCCUAGUGAAGCUGAGACUCUGUACAAUUCUCUUGAGCCGCCCUAUCAAAGAAGCCUCCAGACCUACUUGAAGAAUUCUGGCAGUAUAGCAUCUCUCCCUCAGUCAGACAGGUCAUCCUCCAGCUCACAGGAGAGCCUCAAUCGGCCUCUAUCUUCUAAAUGGUCUGCAGCCAGCCCAGCAAGCCUUGCAGGCAGAGUUUCAGGCACCAGCAAGGGUGUUCCAAGCCCAGGAACUCUGCAAAGGUCUCGCAGUGACAUUGACGUUAAUGCUGCUGCCGGUGCAAAAGCCCGCCAUGCUGCUGGACAGACAGCUGGAGCUGGGUGCUUGUCAGCAGCCGGUCUACCUCCGGGAUCUUAUGCUUCACUAGAGGAUACUUCUGAGAAGAUGGAUGGAACAGCUUCUGAAGAUGGUCGUAUACGAACAAAGCUUUCAACGCCUUCUGUUGGCAUUGGAAAUUCUAAAACAGAUUCCAGAGGACGGAGUAGAACCAAAGUGGUGUCACAGUCUCAGCCUGGCAGUCGAUCUGGGUCUCCUGGAAGAGUUUUGACAACAACCACACUUUCCACUAUGAACACAGGAGUUCAGAGAGUGUUAGUGAAUCCUGCAGCUGCACAAAAAAGAAGCAAAAUCCCACGAAGUCAGGGAUGCAGUAGAGAAGCUAGUCCUUCUAGAUUGUCAGUAGCGCGAGGCAGCCGCAUUCCUCGGCCUAGUGUGAGUCAGGGGUGCAGUCGGGAGGCCAGCCGUGAAAGUAGCAGGGACACAAGCCCUGUCCGCUCUUUUCCACCCCUUGCUUCCAGACAUCACUCCAGAUCCACUGGUGCCCUCUACACUCCUGAUGUUUAUGGGGCUACAGGUACCGGCUUUGGAAUUAGUCAGUCGAGUAGAUUGUCGUCAUCAGUUAGUGCUAUGAGAGUUCUGAACACAGGUUCUGACGUGGAGGAGGCAGUAGCAGAUGCUUUGAAGAAGCCUGUACGAAGAAGAUAUGAGUCCUAUGGGAUGUACUCAGAUGAUGAUGCCAACAGUGACGCAUCAAGUGCCUGUUCAGAAAGGUCCUAUAGCUCUAGGAAUGGAAGCAUACCAACGUAUAUGAGACAGACAGAAGAUGUGGCUGAAGUCCUAAAUCGUUGUGCCAGCUCCAACUGGUCAGAGAGAAAAGAAGGCCUUUUAGGCCUGCAAAACUUAUUAAAGAACCAGAGAACUUUAAGUCGUGUUGAGUUGAAAAGGUUGUGUGAAAUCUUCACAAGAAUGUUUGCUGAUCCUCACAGUAAGAGAGUGUUCAGUAUGUUUUUGGAGACACUGGUAGACUUCAUCCAGGUCCAUAAAGAAGAUCUGCAGGACUGGCUGUUCGUGCUGCUGACGCAGCUGUUGAAAAAAAUGGGUGCUGAUUUGCUUGGGUCUGUACAAGCAAAAGUUCAGAAGGCACUUGAUGUCACAAGGGAAUCUUUUCCAAAUGACCUCCAGUUCAGUAUUUUAAUGAGAUUUACUGUUGACCAGACCCAAACACCUAGCCUGAAGGUCAAAGUUGCAAUCCUUAAAUAUAUAGAGACUCUUGCGCAACAGAUGGAUGCAGGAGAUUUUGUAAAUUCAAGUGAAACUAGGUUAGCAGUGUCUCGAAUCAUCACCUGGACCACAGAACCUAAAAGCUCAGAUGUUAGGAAGGCUGCACAGUCAGUGCUGAUUUCCCUUUUUGAACUCAACACUCCAGAGUUUACAAUGCUAUUGGGUGCUUUACCAAAAACAUUUCAGGAUGGAGCCACAAAGCUUCUCCAUAAUCAUCUCCGGAAUACAGGCAACAGUGGUCAGGGAUCAAUGGGAAGUCCUCUAACAAGACCUACUCCACGCUCCCCAGCAAGCUGGUCAAGUCCUCUCACAUCCCCAACCAAUACAUCACAGAACACUUUGUCACCAAGUGCAUUUGACUAUGACACUGAAAAUAUGAACUCUGAAGAUAUUUACAGCUCUCUUCGUGGAGUCACCGAAGCCAUUCAGAAUUUCAGUUUUCGUAGUCAGGAAGAUAUGAAUGAGCCUGUUAAGCGAGAUUCCAAAAAAGAUGAUGGUGAUUCGAUUUGCAGUGCUGCUGGAAUAGUAGAUCUACGAGCAGGAAGCGGUGUGGGCGAUACAGGGCGAACAGCUCUUGAUAACAAAACAUCAUUACUCAACACAAUGCCUCCCCACUCUUCACCACGUUCCCGAGACUAUAACCCAUACAAUUAUUCUGAUGGUAUCAGUUCAUUUAAUAAAUCUGCUUUGAAAGAAGCCAUGUUUGAUGAUGAUGCAGAGCAAUUUCCUGAUGAGCCUCCCAUGGACCAUUCUGAUCUGGUAGCAGAGUUACUGAAAGAAUUAUCAAACCAUAAUGAGAGAGUUGAGGAAAGAAAGGCUGCCCUGUACGAGCUCAUGAAGUUAACUCAAGAAGAGUCUUUCGGUGUUUGGGAUGAGCACUUCAAAACAAUAUUACUUCUGCUGCUUGAAACACUUGGAGAUAAAGAGCAUGCAAUUAGAGCUUUGGCAUUGAAAGUUCUAAGAGAAAUUCUAAGAAACCAGCCAGCAAGGUUUAAGAAUUACGCAGAGCUCACAAUCAUGAAGACAUUAGAAGCACAUAAGGAUCCUCAUAAGGAGGUGGUGAGAUCUGCUGAAGAAGCUGCUUCCAUGCUGGCAACUUCCAUUAGCCCAGAUCAGUGCAUCAAAGUUCUUUGUCCAAUUAUCCAAACUGCAGAUUACCCCAUUAAUCUGGCUGCAAUCAAAAUGCAGACGAAAGUAACAGAAAGAGUAUCUAAAGAAACCCUUACUCAGCUUUUACCAGAGAUUGUGCCAGGUCUAAUACAGGGUUAUGAUAAUUCAGAGAGCAGUGUUCGUAAGGCAUGUGUUUUCUGCCUCGUAGCCAUUCAUGCAGUAAUUGGUGACGAACUAAAACCGCAUCUCAGUCAACUCACUGGCAGUAAAAUGAAAUUAUUGAACCUUUACAUCAAGCGUGCACAAACAGGCUCUGGACCAGGGGAUACGACAACAGAUAUGUCUGGACAAAGCUAAUGAAGCUGACAAGAGUUAACCAGGUCUCCUAAAGCAAGGGCAAGACCUUCUUCAGUGAAAGGAAAAUUCUUACAUAUAACUUCUGGAACUUUUUUUCUUGUUUUUUUCACUUUUUUUUUUUCUUUAACCAACGGCUGUCCUCAGCCUGCAUGUGACUGUUGCAAUAGAAUUAUUCCAAAUCCAAGGAAAAACAGUAUUAACAUCAGUUGAUCAAAGCAGAAUAAAAUUUAAAAAUAAUCU